Postia placenta MAD-698-R-SB12 is the source of this 2241-nucleotide messenger RNA. RefSeq lists its product as hypothetical. The transcript has 3 exons. Lineage: Eukaryota; Fungi; Basidiomycota; Agaricomycetes; Polyporales; Adustoporiaceae. The annotation marks the transcript as partial. The record is from RefSeq and is a predicted model, not a curated record.
AUGCCACUCUCGAAUAGUCGUAGCAUCCUGCGUAUCACCCGCUUGCAAGCGCGUGAGGCUGCUAGCCGCAGUGCCGCCGAGAACCUCGACAGCUCCUCUAGAACGCAAUCGACUCCCUCUCCAACAAUUCCCGGUGACUUCAACCACGACAAAGAAGACAAGAUAGACCAAGAACUCCAGGACAACUUCGACAAAGAACCAAUUCCUUCGGCCGCCGAAGAACGCACUUUGUCCCCCGAGCUUCUAGGCCUCACUACUACCGACUACGACACUUCGACUCCUGAUCUUUUCGAACGAUCCGGUUCUUCACCUGAACCCGAGGAUCCCAUCCCAUCUACUUCGAAUCUCGAACUCCCGACUCCGUCUUCUUUUCGCGCCCACGCUCAGCCGCCCAUCGCAUCCUCUUCGCAACUUUCAGUCAUACCUUCAUCCAACCUGGCACCUCCGCCACCAUUAGCACCUUCGAACGCAGCUUCGAACUCCAACCCCGCACCGCCCGCACCUACAAUUCCUUUGACUACUACUGUGUCCUCUUCGAGCCCAGCUCCUACCAACACUACAAACAUGAGUCAGAACACGAACACACCAUUGAUGACCCCAUGCGGUCAUUCGACAGCACCAAGCUUCAACCCAUCGGAAGUCCGUUUGCUUCGGCGUUACUUCCAGGACCUCGAAGCAUUGUUCACCCGGUGUCAGAUUACCGAUGAAGCAGCCAAGAAACAGUGGGCCGUUCGGUACCCUUCGAUCGAUGUCGCCGACUUAUGGGAAACCAUUGAGUCCUUCAUCGAUGUAGCCAAGAGCUACAACGACUGGAAAGCCAACGUACGAGCACUCUAUCCUGGCGCCGACGAUACAAGAAAGUGGUCGCUGGCGGACAUGGAUCAGCUCAUUGGAGAACGCGCUCGUAUCGGGAUUCACAACGCGGCAGACCUAGGCUGCUAUUAUCGCAACUUCAUGGCCAUUACGAAACAUCUCAUCGCACAGCACCGGCUCUCCACUAUCGAACAAAGUCGCGCAUUUCUUCCAGGAUUCCAGCCAGCGUUGCUCACACGGCUCGAGACCCGACUACACCUCAAGCACCCCGAUCACUACGCCAACGACCCAUACACCAUGGCAGAGAUUCACGCUGCGGCUACUUUCAUUCUACACGGCACAUCGAGCACACCUACGACAGCGGCUAACCAAACUAUCGCUUCGACAUCGAACACUUCGACAACGGUGCCCCCCGGGAUGAUCAAGACCAAAGACAUCUCAAUGAUCAUCAAAAGCCUGUCGAGGACGAUCACAACGCUUAUUCAGCCGACGACGCAUGCUACACACAACCACGCCCUCGCACCGAGACAACAAGCUGCCGUCCACGUCCACGAGAACAGCGGAGUUGAACAGACGUGCCACUACUGCGGCAAUCGUGGCUGCAGGGUAGGCACCUGCGAGUUCACGGAGAUUGACAUUUGGGACGGCAAGGAGGUCUUCGACGGCGUCGAGAUUCUACAGCAGAAGAAGCCCACGACGCCAGUCGUCACGAGAAGCGCGGAAGCCUCGGGAUCUGGUACAUCGAAAGGAGUGGCGGCACCCCCGAGCACUUUGACAAGCACGGCCCCGCCUCCGACGAUACCAGCAGCAUCGCCUUCGCCGCCUACGCAAUCCACGUCUCAACCUAUUGCUACAUCCGCUCCCCCAGCACCACCAGUACACCCCUUCGCAAACGCUCGCGAUGCAACAUACACCCCGCCGAACGUUCGAAACUUCGCAACUCCGCCGAAGCCCUCAAAUGACAAGGGCAAGGAACCAGCGUACAAGACCAUCGUCCCCGUUAUCCAGCCGAAGCUUGCCGAGGAAAUCUUCCAGCGUUCAAUGAAGUCACAGUUCGUCACGCUGACCCCAGAAGAGUUGCUGUCGAUCACGCCCGAUGUUCGAACCAAGUACCGCGACGCCGUCACCCCUAAGCGAGUCUCGACGGAACCCGUCGCGUCGGCCCACAUCGUAGAAAUCGGCGCCGACGAGGUCACGGCCGUCAACCAGCUCUCGUGUUCAGGUGCAAUGUUGGAACCCGGUGCUACAAUCGUCCCCGACCCCUAUGAAACCUAUCUGAAGCACAUCCCUCACGGCGAGCACCCCGCAGAGUUCACUGUCGCCCGCGAUUCGAAUGCGAUUCGUUCGAUCAUCGCGUUGGUCGACAACAAGGAGCAAAUCGAAUGCAUCGUCGAUCCCGGUUCACAGAUCGUCGCCAUGUCGGAAGAG